GACUGUUGAAAACAUAUAACCCGUGCUGUUAGGCGCACUUAACAGCACUCAGCCUUUCCAUCGGAACAGCCAGCGGUCACUCUGCCCGCAAAACGUAAACAACUCGCUUGUAAUUUGCGAUUUGCCGCUUUAAUAACCGAAAAUGUCCAUGCAAAAGGCCAAAAUCAUCGACCAGAAGGAGUACCUCAAGAAGUACCUCUCCGGCGACAAGGAGAAGAAGAAGAAAAGGAAGGAGAAGAAGCACAAGAAGGGUGCCGCCAAGGUGAGGAUCAUCGAUGACGACGCCUACGACAAGGACGACCAGGAGGUGGACGAGGACCUGCUGCUGGGCGGCGAGGAUGCGCCCCAGAUUGUGGGCGAGUACAUCGAGGAGGAUCCCAACGUGCGCAGCAAGUGGCGCAACAUCGCCGUCAAGGAUGAAAUCAAGGAGGAGGAGGGCGGGGAAUCCUCGGCAGCUGCGCCUGCCAUUCGCAUCAAACAGGAGCCCCUGGACGAGGAGCAGGAGGUGUGGGGACGCAAGGCCUCCGUGGCCAGGGUCAAAGAUGAGUUCUCACCCACCAGACGAAUCAAGCAGGAGAAACGCAGCAGUUCCCGGGAUUUGAGUCCAGCGAGGUCGAGAAAGCCAUCCAAACGAGAGCAAAGUCCACGCAGGAGGAGCAGGGAUCGAUCUCCAAGUCGCCGAAGUGCGAAUAGCUCAGAUCAGAGUCCCCCCCUACGGGGCAGAGAUGCAGAUCAAUCACCACCACGCCGGAAACGUAGAGAUUCCGACCAGAGUCCACCCAGAAAAGCCAGGAACGGCAAUCAAUCGCCGGCCAGAAGAAGGCGAGAUUCGGAUCAAAGUCCUCCAAGGAAUCGAAAAAACAAGAAAUCGCCAACUAGAAGGAGGCGAGAUUCCGAUCAAUCCCCAGCCAGACGUCGUAGAAGUAACUCCGAUCAGAGUCCGCCCAGGAGACGAGCAGAUAGGGAUGCAGCCUCACCAAGAAGGAGACGAGACUCCGAUCAAAGCCCACCCAGAAGACGUAAAGGGGACGACCAAUCUCCUCCGAGGCGGAGAAGGAAAGACUCGGACCAGAGUCCACCAAGAAAACGCAGAGGCGACGACCUAUCACCAGUACGCAAGAGAAGGGAUUCCGACCAAAGCCCACCCAGAAGACGGAGAGAUGAUAAACAAUCGCCACCCAGAAGGAGGAGGAACUCCGAUCAAAGUCCUCCAAGAAGACCCAAAGUUGAAGAUCAAUCCCCGCCCAGAAGACGUCGCGAUUCCGACCUAAGUCGUAGGUCCUUGAGCAGAAGUCCCGCGCCCCGAAAUCGCUUUAAGGAGGAGCGAAAGAGUCGCUGGGGCAAGGCGUCACCCAGCAAAUCAGCUUCGCCACCACCAACGCACAAGCCCAAAUCAACCAAGACGCUAGAUGGCAAGAAGGCAGGUUUGCAGGACGCGAAAUCCCUCAAAAAGGAAACUGACGAGAGGCGGCGACAAGAGCAUGACCUCUUCGAGAAAAUGUCCAGCGAGAUUUCUGGCCGGGAUGGAGAAGUUCAGGUGCGCAGCACUCGCCGAAAGGGUCACAGGGCGCGGGAAGCGGCCAACGAGGAUCCAGCCGAGCGGAGCCGCAAGGAGGAGCACGAGAAGAAAAAGAAGGAGCUGUACGACCGCUGGGGCAAGGGCCUGAAGCAGAUAGAAGAGCGACAGUCCCGCCUCGAGGAGAUGGCCCAUGAAGCCUCGAAGCCAGUGGCCCGCUACGCCGACGACGAGGACCUGGACAGGCACCUCCGGGAGCAGGAGCACGCCGACGAUCCCAUGCUGGAGUACAUGCGCCAGAAGCGCAAGAAACGCGACCAGCAGGACAACAAACCGGUGAUACCCAAGUACGAGGGCAGCUUUCCGGAGAACCGCUUUGGCAUCCCUCCAGGAUACCGAUGGGAUGGUGUAGACCGGUCCAACGGCUACGAGCAGCGGUGGUUCGACAAGCAGAACGAACGGCGGGCGGUGCAGGACGAGGCCUACAAGUACAGCGUGGAGGAUAUGUAAAAGUUCCAGACAUUUAUAUAUUUGUUGCAAUAAAGAUUUCACAACUGCCUGUAAAGAGGAAAAGCAAUAACUACUGAAGUUACGUUUUUA
This is a messenger RNA of Drosophila biarmipes, 2116 nucleotides long. Its product is annotated as BUD13 homolog. Gene Ontology annotation, molecular function: RNA binding. The transcript has a single exon. The record is from RefSeq and is a predicted model, not a curated record. Gene Ontology annotation, cellular component: U2-type spliceosomal complex; RES complex. Gene Ontology annotation, biological process: mRNA splicing, via spliceosome. NCBI's taxonomy places the organism in Eukaryota, Metazoa, Arthropoda, Insecta, Diptera, Drosophilidae. The coding region runs from base 143 to 2026 and encodes 627 amino acids.